UCAGCCUCUUGGGUGACUGGCUGGAAGCUGGCCGUCCUGUGACCUUGGGGAUUGAUCAGGACAAGGCCCAGAGGGCCUAGGGCGCUAUUGCCCUUCCCCACCACAUCUUUUCCCUUAAUCGCUCCUCCCUCACCCCUUGUCGCCUCUACCCCGCCCCUACCGUCCUAAACUGCUCCUGCACCGGAACUGUUUGGCUUUUUCCUGUCCCAGCUGUGGGGCGGAGGUAGGGGGGUUACAGCCCUAGGCCUUUGGGGAGACAUGGAGCCCAGGAGGGCGGUGACUGGGGCAUACAGCUGGGAGCCUCGAGUGGCCGCGGGGUCCGGGACGUCUGCGGAGCUCGUGUACCACCUAGCGGGGGCCCUGGGCACUGAGCUGCAAGAGCUAGCCCGCCGUUUCGGGGCGGAGGCGGCGGCCGGGUUGGUGCCACUCGUGGUUCGGACCCUAGAGCUCCUGGAAAAGGCUGCGGUGGGCCCCGCCUCGGACUCGCUGCAGGUGUCGGCGCAGCAGGCCGAACUGGAGCUGCGGCGGCUGCGCGAGGAGAACGAGAACCUCCGCAGGGAGUUGCACGCUGGGCCACAGGAGGAGCGCGCACUGCUGCGGCAGCUCAAGGAGGUGACCGACCGACAGCGAGAUGAACUCCGAGCGCACAACCGGGACCUGCUGCAGCGAAGCCAAGAGACUGAGGCGUUGCAGGAGCAGCUGCAGCGCCUCCUGCUGGUGAAUGCAGAAUUGCGGCGCAAACUGGCUGCAGUGCAGACUCAGUUGUGUGCUGCGAAGGACCGCGAGAGGGAGCGUGAGCAGAUCCAAGAAGGUGCUCUCGACCCGACUGGAGAGCGAGCAGGAGGCCAAGGCGGGCCCCCCCGGUGCGAGCAGAGACAGGAGCCCAGACAGGCGGUAGUCGGCACAGCGGUCCCGGGGACCCCUGAGGACCCGCAGGUGGCCACGCUGCAGCCAGGGCGCCCUCUGGAGGCAGGGCAGUGCGGCUUCAGUUGGGAGGAGCUUGAGCAGAUCCUUCGGGAGCGGAAUGAGCUCAAAGCCAACGUGUUCCUGCUCAAGGAGGAGUUGGCCUACUUCCAGCGGGAGCUGCUCACAGACCACCGGGUCCCUGGGCUUUUGCUGGAAGCCAUGAAGCUGGCUGUAAGGAAGCAACGAAAAAAGAUAAAAGCCAAGAUGUUAGGGACGCCAGAGGAAGCAGAGAGCAGUGACGAUGAGGACGGCUCAUGGCUCCUGCUCUCCAGUGAUAAAGGAGACCACCCCCCAGCCCCUGAGUCCAGAAUACAGAGUUUCUUUGGCCCGUGGUAUCAGGGAGAAAAAGAGGCCCCCAAGGCUGAGACCAGCAGCGGCACUCCCAACAAGCUAGGGGGAAAAGAGGAGGCCUCCUUGCAACCUCACUUGGAUCCUGUGCGCAGCCCUACCACCCCCAACCCUAACUGUGCCUGCUCUGCUCCCAGUAAACAUCUUUGUCUGGGGGCCUUAGGUGCCCCAGAGGCUUGACUUUGAGGUCUGGGUGUGGGUGGAUAUGUGAUCUCAGAUGGGGACAGGCCUCCCUCCAUCACAGCUCUCUCCAAGACUCUUCUUAAUCUUGGCCUGUACCAGGGCGUGAUGGGGAGUGCAGCCUUCUUCCCCCUCCCUGUACCAGGCCUCUGGGGCCAGAUAUAAAAGUGUGUGCUCUCUGCUUGAUGCCUGUAGCUCAAGUAGCUAGGGUGUCUGCCACAUACAUUGGAGCUGGCGGGUUCGAAUCCAGCCCAGGCCUGCCAAACAACAAUGACAAC
Otolemur garnettii (small-eared galago) is the source of this 1772-nucleotide messenger RNA. RefSeq names its product Rab interacting lysosomal protein (gene RILP). Gene Ontology annotation, biological process: cilium assembly. Lineage: Eukaryota; Metazoa; Chordata; Mammalia; Primates; Galagidae. The transcript has 8 exons. The coding region runs from base 259 to 1494 and encodes 411 amino acids. Gene Ontology annotation, molecular function: protein dimerization activity. Gene Ontology annotation, cellular component: ciliary basal body; cytoplasm. The record is from RefSeq and is a predicted model, not a curated record.